AUGGCGGAGGAACAGACGCAACAAUCAUUAGAUACGGAAGCACCACCACCCUCUCCAACUCUUUCCGAGGAGUUUGGCGGCGACUUCAUCAUCUACAACCGGCCGCCUAUCAAGGAAGUCUGCCUCGCUUUCCUCCUGCUGGCGCUUGGAGCCUUAGGGAUCAUUGUGGGAUCAUGGAUGACGUACCACAAAGUUUGGGGAGAUCGCUCACACGGAAUUUCCUUUAUUAUAUUGGGCAUUCUACUCUUCAUACCAGGCGACACGGCCGGCGCGGCGUUUCUUCUAGAAGAUGUGACUCUAUCGGCGGGAGAUCGCGACCUGCUCUCGUUAGUGUCAUGGCGGGUGAUGCCGGGGGAUCGAGUCGGCUUGGUGGGGUCAAACGGGUGCGGCAAGUCAACGCUGCUGCGCGCUCUGAUUGGUCGACAGCUGGUGGACGGCGGGAGGGUGAUUGUAUCGCGAGGAUCGCGUAUCGACUACCUGGAACAAACUGCGGUGUCAGGAUCACGGAGGAGCGUGUGGGAGGAGGCGAGCUCGCGCAUGGAUGCUCUAAAUAAAGCAGAGGCUGACAUGCAUUCAGCCGAGGCUGAGCUGACAGAUAGCGAGGAUGAAGCUGAGCUGGCGGGUGGUUCGAGUGACGUGGCGGGGGAGAGGGAGAGGGCGAGGGCGAUGGAGCAGGCUGCUAUCCGAUUCGUCGAGGCGCAGAUGCGAUUCGAUGCGAUUGGAGGGGCGAAGAAGGACGAGAUUGUUUCGAGUGUGCUCAAAGGUCUCGGGUUCGAUUCCUCCAACUGGCACAAUCCCUGCGACUCCUUCUCGGGGGGCUGGCAGAUGAGAAUCGCCCUGGCCAGGCUGCUUCUGGGGCAGGCGUCAGCUUCAGCAGCAGGGCAGGGGAGCAGGUCGCUACUGCUGCUGGACGAGCCUACGAACCAUUUGGAUGCCGCUGCUAGGGCAUGGCUGGCGGAGUACUUGUGUCGGGUGCAAGCAGCCCUGGUCGUUGUCAGUCACGAUCAAACCCUCCUGGACCGAAUCUGCCAGAAGAUCGUUGAAGUGCGGGGCUCCCAGCUGCACCACUACUCCUGCUCCUUCUCCAAGUUCCUGGUUGAGAGGGAGGAGCGAAGGAGGCAGAGGGAGAGGGAGUUGGAGGGGAAGCGGGGGGAGAUGGCGAAGCUGGAGGGGUUUAUCAAUAGGUUUGGGGCUAAAGCUACCAAGGCUGCUGCGGCGAAUUCAAAGAAGAAAGCCCUUGAGAAGAUUCGAGCGACUAUGCCUGAUGAUGAUGAAGAGGAGGCAGCCUUUGCCAGUGACGCGGGAGGGGACCGAAGGAAGGUGGCUGUGAGGUUCCCCCCGCCUCCCCCCUGCUCACGCGAAGUCAUCAUGCUUCGACGCGCUGCGGUUGGCUGGGCUGGUGCCACGUCACCUCUGAUUGAACACGUCAGCUUCAGCAUUGAGACCGCCACGAGAACCUUAAUAGUUGGUCCAAAUGGAGCGGGCAAGUCAACUCUUCUCAAGGCCAUGGCUGCAGGGGAAGGCGCAGAGCUGAUGGCAGGAGAGAGGGAGACGGGCGAGGGGGCGAGCUUAGGCGUGUUCUCGCAGGACCUGGCGCAGGACUUGCCUCAGGACGUGACGGCUCUGGACUAUGUGCUCAGUGUCGCACGGGAGCACAACCCUCUGGUAACCAACGAGCAAGGCCGUACCGCCCUGGGAACUCUCGGCCUAUCCGGCCCCGCGGCUUUGCGGCCGAUCUCAGCGCUGUCGGGAGGGGAGAAGGCGCGGGCGGCGUUGGGUGGACUGUUGCUGCGGCCGCACAACGCGCUGCUAUUGGACGAGCCGUCCAACCAUCUGGAUAGGACAACAAUGAUGGCCUUGGCCUCGGGAUUACAGCAGUUCAAAGGUGCGGUGGUGGUGGUAUCCCACGAUCACGACUUCUGCGAGCUCUUCCAGCCCACGCAGCUCAUUCGCGUCGACGGCUCUGGGAGCUGCGUCUUUGAGCUGCUCCCUCAAGAUGUGACUGCAGGGGAGAGUGACAAUGCCGGUGCCAAUGGUGGUGGUCGUGCUGCUGCUGCUGCGCCUGCUGCCGCUGGUGGCAAGCUGCCGGGUUUGGCAGGGAUGGGGGGCCUGGGAGGAGGGGGAGGAAAGAAAGGGAGGGGAGGUGAGGUGGGGGGAAAUGGAGCAGCCUCGCAGGCGUUUCAACAGAGUGUGGAGGAGGUGAAGAAGGUGAAGAAAAAGCUGCAGCAGGUACGCACCAAGAUAAAACAAACACUCGCCACUUUGGAGAAGGGGGAUGCAGCCAUUGCAUCGUAUGAUGGGGCGAUGCUGGAAUCUGGGAGUGAUGUGGAACGAGUGACAAAAAUCCAGAAGAUGAAGGAUGCUGCUCUGGUGAAAAUGACAGAGCUAGAGCAAGAGUGGGAGGAGUUGGAGGAGUCGGCUACACGACUGCAAGGGAGGUUGGAUUCACUCGAGCCAUCGAAUUAG
Messenger RNA from Closterium sp. Naga37s-1, 2466 nucleotides. The record is from the annotation of a GenBank genome assembly. Lineage: Eukaryota; Viridiplantae; Streptophyta; Zygnematophyceae; Desmidiales; Closteriaceae.